This is a messenger RNA of Spirometra erinaceieuropaei, 1671 nucleotides long. The record is from the annotation of a GenBank genome assembly. Lineage: Eukaryota; Metazoa; Platyhelminthes; Cestoda; Diphyllobothriidea; Diphyllobothriidae.
AUGAUGAAUCUGGGCAUUAUACGUCCUUCAUCUAGCCCAUGGGCCUCACCACUGCACAUGGUGCCAAAGAAGUCCCCUGAUGAUUGGAGACAGUGCGGUGAUUAUCGAGCCCUAAACAGGUCCACAAUCCCUGACCGGUACCCCAUUCCCCACAUUCAUGACUUUUCCCACAUGUUAGCCGGCAAAACUAUUUUUUCCAAGACAGACCUCGUCAGGGCGUACCACCAAAUCCCGGUCGCUGAGGAAGAUAUCCCAAAGACCGCUAUCACGACACCCUUUGGGCUGUUCGAAUUUAUUCGCAUGCCUUUUGGUUUGCGCAAUGCCGCCCAGUCGUUUCAGCGCUUUAUCGAUGAGAUCUUGCGGGGCCUUCCAUUCGCUUACGCCUACAUCGACGACAUACUCGUCGCAAGCUCUUCGGCAGAGGAACAUGCCUCGCAUUUACGCCUCAUACUCGAUCGUUUCCAGCAACACGGUUUGCUAUUAAACGUCGACAAAUGCGUUUUUGGCGUUAAUUCUCUCGAUUUCCUUGGCCAUCACGUCGAUCAGCACGAAAUCACUCCACUUACAGAGAAGGUGCAAUGCAUCUUGUCUUUCCCUGUUCCCAACACAUUCACUCAGCUGCGACGUUCCAUAGGCCUUAUCAACUAUUACAGACAUUUUAUUCCCCAUUGUGCGGCAAUCCUGGCUCCCUUGACUGACCUUUUGAAGUCGAAAGCAAAACCUAUUGAACUUUCACCGGCAGCCCAUACAGCUUUUGAGGAAGCGAAAAAGGCUCUUGCUGAUGCCACCAUGCUGCACCACCUCAGCUCUGACGCUCAUGCACAGCUCAUUUUGACCACCGACGCUUCCAGCAGUGCUGUCGGCGCAGUCUUGCAUCAACAGAUGAAUAACCAGUUGCAGCCUUUAGCUUUCUUUUCACAGAAGCUACAACCGGCGGCGCAGACUCGCUACAGUACUUUCUCUCGCGAGCUCCUUGCCGUCUACUUGGCCAUACGUCACUUUCGACACCUUUCAGAGGGCAGAGACUUUUCGGUCCACACCGACCACAAGCCUCUCACUUACGCCCUGAAGGCCAAGCCAGAUCGGUACUUGCCCAGGGAAGUUCGUCAACUGGACUAUAUUUCGCAGUUUACUGCCGACAUCCGCUACGUCCGAGGCAGCGACAAUGUCGUUGCUGAUGCAUUAUCCCGUCCGGACAUCAACACACUCACAUCCGAUUUCGACCUGGCGAGGCUUACAGACCUCCAAACAGCAGACGAGUCCAUCGCGGACUUACGUACGUCUACUACUCUGCAGCUUCGAGAUGCACCACUUCCUGCGUCACCACGUACGAUUUUGUGCGAUUGGUCCACAGGCACCCCUCGUCCUGUUGUUCCACUAUCCUAUCGUAAGGUCUUCUUUGACCACUUUCACUCCCUCUCCCACCCUGGCAUUCGCGCUGGACGUAAGUUAAUCGCGGCUCGUUUUGUUUGGUCGAAGAUGAAUUCCGACAUUGCUCUUUGGACCAAACAGUGUCUCGCAUGCCAGAAGAACAAGGUUCAUCGACACACUAUCUCCCCUCCAAGUACCUUUGCGGUCCCGGACGUUCGAUUUAAUCAUGUUCACUUGGAUUUAAUCGGACCGUUACCCCCUUCACGUGGGUACACACAUAUACUGACGGCCUUACCUUAA